[Torrubiella] hemipterigena is the source of this 2450-nucleotide messenger RNA. The record is from the annotation of a GenBank genome assembly. NCBI's taxonomy places the organism in Eukaryota, Fungi, Ascomycota, Sordariomycetes, Hypocreales, Clavicipitaceae.
AGCCGCGCUACCUUCGAUCGCAUCCCCCGACUUAGCGUAAAAGCUUCAGUCUCUAUCCACCACCCUUUUUUCGACAUCGUGGGGAGGGAAUGAUCCCGUGUUUUUGAUAAAAUCAGCAUCGAAGUUUGAUACAUUUCCCGGAUAUACAGUUACUGCCUGUGCCAGAGCGCGACAGCUUCUCCUCCAGCUUCCUCGCCCCAACUUUGCGACAUGGGCGACACAACGACUGCCCAGUCCCAACUUGGGUCUAUAGCCCUCAAUGGCUCUUCACCCAAGAAGGUUGCCUACUUUUACGACUCCGACAUUGGUAACUAUGCCUAUGUUACUGGGCAUCCCAUGAAGCCCCAUCGUAUUCGUCUGGCACACAGCUUGAUCAUGCAGUACAACCUGUACCAGAAGAUGGAGAUUUACCGCGCAAAACCAGCCACGCGAGGCGAGAUGACACAAUUCCAUACCGAUGAUUACAUUGAUUUCCUGCAAAAAGUCACACCCGACAACAUGGACAGCUACAUGCGCGAACAAGGCAAAUACAACGUCGGAGAUGACUGCCCUGUGUUUGAUGGCCUCUUUGAGUUCUGUGGUAUUAGCGCUGGUGGCAGUAUGGAAGGUGCUGCUCGUCUCAACAGACAAAAGUGUGAUGUUGCCGUCAACUGGGCUGGUGGUUUGCACCACGCCAAAAAGUGCGAAGCCAGUGGCUUCUGCUACGUCAAUGACAUUGUUCUCGGUAUUCUCGAACUCUUGCGUUUCAUGAAGCGCGUCCUCUACAUCGACAUUGACGUCCACCACGGUGACGGCGUCGAAGAGGCCUUCUACACUACCGACCGUGUCAUGACUGUCUCCUUCCACAAGUACGGUGAAUACUUUCCCGGCACUGGUGAAUUGAGAGAUGUCGGUAUUGGUGGUGGCAAAUAUUACUCGGUCAACUACCCUCUUCGCGACGGUAUCACGGACGAAUCCUACAAGUCGAUCUUCGAGCCUGUCAUCGAGAACGUCAUGAAGUACUAUCAACCAGAGGCUGUUGUAUUGCAGUGCGGUGGUGACAGUUUAUCAGGGGAUCGUCUUGGUUGCUUCAACCUGAGUAUGGAUGGCCACGCCAACUGUGUUAGUUACGUGAAGAGUUUUGGCCUGCCUACUCUGGUUCUUGGUGGUGGUGGCUACACUAUGCGCAACGUUGCCCGUACGUGGGCUUACGAGACUGGUGUUCUUGUCGGCCAGGAAAUGGACCGAACGCUCCCCUACAAUGAAUAUUAUGAAUACUAUGCUCCCGAUUUCGAACUGAACGUCCGCUCCUCGAACAUGGAGAACUCCAACAGCCGAGAGUACCUCGAGAAGAUCACUGCCUCUGUCAUUGACAACCUCCGUAAUACAGGCCCUGCGCCGUCUGUCCAAAUGCAGGAUGUGCCCCGCAAGCCGUUUGGUGGUAUGACUGACGAGGAAGAGGCUGAGCUGGACGAUCUCGACGAAGACGAAAACAAGGAUGUUCGCAUGACUGAGCAUCGCUGGGACAAGCAGAUUCAGCACGAUGCUGAUCUCGAAGCGAGUGAUGAUGAGGACAUGGCAGCUGCCAAUGGUAUCACGCGACGUGGCAACAACAGAAGAAACUUGACCGACUUUAGCAAAGCGGAUGCCGAUGCCGAUAGCAGUAAGAAGGCCUCCACAAAUGGCGCCGACGAGGCUGCUGCCGAUGAGACUGAGGUUGGAGAUGAGACCAUAGAAGACGUUGCUGUUGCAACUGACGAAGCCAAGGAAAAGACAGCUGACAAGGGUGCCGUUGACAACGAUGGCGAUGUCGGUAUGGAAGACUCCACAGUAGCAGAAGAAGGCACCAAGAUUAAGGAAGAGGAAGGCGAUGAUGCUGCUGCCGCUGCUCCCAAGGAGGAUACCGCAGCCCCUUUAGAAGAGCCGAAAGCAGAUGCUGAAGCAGCCACCAAGGGUGACGCCAGCACCGACGAAGCACCAAAGGCGGAGGCUGAGUCGAAAGAGAAAACCGAAGCCAAGGAUAAGGAGCCUGAGGCCGCUGAUGCCAUGGAAGUGGACGAUGACAAGGAGAAAGACAAGGAAGCAGACGGAAAGGAUACCUCCAGCUAGUGUUGCCGAGGUUCGUUUUUUGAGAUCUGAUCAAUAUUUCUCCUUUCUCACCAUGACAGUGUCUUGAUUGUCAUUCUCUCUAGGCAAGGACAGAUCAUGGUAUGACAAUUCACGGCUUCGAUAUAGGCGUUUUGGGCGUAGCGAUGGCUCAGCGAUCACGGAGAAGACAAGAGGGGAGCAGAAGAGGCGCUCAUGGAGUGCCAUUGUGUACUAGUUUUUCCAUAUGUUUGCUGUGCUUGUUUUUUAAUCCUCCUUUUUUGGUUUCCAAAAAUUGUGAUUUUAGAGCUACUGGAUGUUUUUCUUUUUGUUUUGGAGCUGAGUUUCUAUAUAGCCAACCUCCUGUUUAUAUGCUUUAUGUGACU